Molecule: messenger RNA, 1390 nt
Organism: Heterobasidion irregulare TC 32-1
Lineage: Eukaryota; Fungi; Basidiomycota; Agaricomycetes; Russulales; Bondarzewiaceae
Exons: 7
Coding region: 61-1311 (416 amino acids)
Biological process (GO): phenylacetate catabolic process; fatty acid beta-oxidation
Cellular component (GO): peroxisome
Molecular function (GO): acetyl-CoA C-acyltransferase activity
Source: RefSeq, a predicted model, not a curated record
CGCUCUUGGACAUCACUGAUACUUGAACUUUCAAACUAACGAGCAGAACAUCAUCUCAUCAUGGCCAUGGAACGCGUAAAGCAGUUGGCCUCUCAUCUCAUUAGCCCUUCUGGAGGGCGCGCGGUUUUGGAACGCAAGAAUCCAGAUGAUAUAGUCAUCACGUUGGCUAUCCGGUCACCGCUAUGCAAGGCCAAGUCUGGAGGGCUCAAGGACACGAGGAGCGAUGAGCUCCUGACCGAGAUGUUCAAGCAAGCCAUCUCGCACUCGAAGAUUGAUCCCUCCGUCAUCGGAGACAUCACUGUGGGCACUGUCCUCCCUCGCGCACCGAUGUACGAAGCCCGUUCCGCUGCUCUUGCUGCCGGCAUCCCCCAAUCCGUCCCCGUGCAGACCGUGAACCGGUUCUGCUCUUCGGGUCUCAUGGCCGUCACGAGCAUCGCGAACCAGAUUCGCGCAGGGCAAAUCAGCGUCGGGCUAGCUGUGGGCGUGGACAGCAUGACCUUCAACCCGGAUCAGGGCCCCGACCCAGCCAGCUCGGAGAUCUCGUGCCAUGCGACCGCCGCAGACGCGCUCAAGCCCAUGGGCUGGACGAGCGAGAACGUCGCGGGCGACUACAGCAUCUCGCGCGAGGACAUGGACGCGUUCGCCGCAGCUUCGUUCCAGCGCGCGGAGCGUGCCCAGAAUUCAGGCUGGUUCGAGAGCGAGAUCGUGCCGUUCCACGCAUUCAAGAAGGACCCGAAAACGGGCGAGCGCGAGGCGGUCGUGGUGAGCAGGGACGACGGGAUCAGGGCCGGGACGAAGAAGGAGGCGCUGUUGAAGAUCCGGUCCGCGUUCCCGCAGUGGGCGCCGUCUCAGACGACGGGAGGGAAUGCGAGCCAGAAUUCGGACGGCGCUGCGGCCGUGUUGUUGAUGACGCGGAGGAAGGCGGAGGAGCUGGGACAGCCGAUUCUGGGCAAGUAUGUGACGACGUCGGUCGCUGGACUCGCACCCCGUGUCAUGGGCAUCGGGCCCACAUACGCCAUUCCGAUGGUUUUGGAGGCAACGGGACUGACAAAAGAGGACGUCGACAUCUUUGAGAUCAACGAAGCUUUUGCGUCCAUGCUGGUUUACUGCGUGCGCACACUGGACCUCGACCAUGAAAAGGUCAACGUGAACGGCGGGGCAAUUGCUCUGGGACAUCCGCUAGGCUGCACAGGUGCCCGACAGGUUGUGACAGGGCUGAACGAGCUGAAGCGCCGAGGGGGGAAGGUGCUGGUGACGUCGAUGUGUAUCGGGACGGGCAUGGGUGCCGCGGCUGUGUUUAUCCGGGAGUAGCGCUGUAUCUGCAUAAUUCUACUCGUCCAUCGCCUUUGUUCCUACUAUUUUUGACGCCAUUUAACGUCUCGCAUCAUGG